AUGGACCGCCAGUAUUUCGACGAUCCCUAUGCCUUCAAACCGCAAAGAUUUUUGCCAUCAAAUAUAGCACACCAUCCCUACGCGCACCUACCCUUCGGGGCCGGUCCUCGCAAUUGUGUGGCUAAACGACUGGCCCUAAUGGAGGCAAAGUUGGCUCUACUAUACUCUGUCUAUAACUUUAAGUUUGAAAUCUGCGGUAAAACUGCUGAACCACCGGAAAGGUAUUAUAAUUUAGGAGUAAUCGUACCGAAAGAGGUGUUGUUGAGGGUUGUGAAGAGAGUUCAUUGAAAUGGACACCACUUUGGACUCAAUUUAUU
Messenger RNA from Oppiella nova, 317 nucleotides. The record is from the annotation of a GenBank genome assembly. NCBI's taxonomy places the organism in Eukaryota, Metazoa, Arthropoda, Arachnida, Sarcoptiformes, Oppiidae.